GCAUUGAAUUAUCCUUUCGGACCCUUGAUUUUAGCUUUUAGCUUAUAGAUUGGAUUUACGGAUUACAUUCACUUCAGUUGGAAUAUUUUUAUACAUUUUCAAAGCUAUUAACACUGUAAAAGUCGCAGAUCAAAACAUUUCAUUCUGUUCGGUUUUAAUUCUGCUAACGGAUUUAAGAGAAUAUGUUCCAGCAUAUUUUUCGACACCACAAGGAGGAUUAAUUGAAUAUUUCCUUAUAUUCUCUGCCUUUUAAAUAAGUAACACCUCAAAAUGUCAUCUUCAAUAUGUCCACACUUCACACAGAAUGCUUGGAAAAAGGACUUAUGUUCGAAUUGUUUUAAAUCAAAGGAUGAGCACAAACAAGCUUCUGCCUCCAGUUCAAGAUUUUCUGCAUUUAGUACAUCUUCUAUAUUCACUUCUAAUCAAAGUCAAAAAAUUGAUGCAAGUGACAACAAAAAGACUGACUAUCCGAAUAAGCACAGAACACCUGUGAAGAGUAUCAUUAAGAAAGCACUUGCCAAGACUAAUAAAAGUAAAUCGCACAAAGUAUGUUUUCGUAAAACUCUGUUCGAAGUCAUUGGUUACGGAGGUGAAUGGUCUGAUGAUUCCGAUGACGCAGACGACGAUGAUUUUAUGAACAUUGGCAAUGAACAUGAUGACAAUGCUAUCACAAAUACGGACGAUGAGGAAACUGCAGAGCUUAAACGCAUAACAAAGGCCAAUACAGAUUUCAAUAUGAAUAAUGGAAACUUGUUAGGCGAUCCGCAAGAGAAUAUUAAGAAAUCAUUUGCUGCACUAAAAUUAGGUGCCCCACAAGUUGAUAAGGAGGGCAAUAAGCAGACAUUGAAAAUAAACGUUGUGCCAUUUGGUGCGACAACAAAUGCCACAGCAGUCACAUCAACUAUAUCGAAUGCAACUGAUACGACAAAACAGAUGACUGCAGCAACAACUGUAAAAGGAAGAUUUGAAUCGAAAUCUGGAUUGGGUAAUUCAGACACGAAACAAAAUGUAAACAGUGAAAAGACUAUAAAGAAAACACCCCCUUCGCUUACUUUUACUAGUGUCAACAGUAACACAAGUUCCACAUCAGUAAGUAGCAACUCAAAAUCUGCAAACUCUAACGGUGGCUCAAUACUAACUAAGAUACAAAACAAGCAGCAGGAAUCAUCCAGUGAUAGCGAUGGUAAAAACAGUCCUCCAAUUGAACGUGCAAUGGAAAAGUCUCUGUUAGAUGAAAUUUCUGAGACUCUUGAGCAGAAACAAAAUGAGUCAAAUAAACUGACUGGACAGGAUAAAGUAAUGGCUGUUGGAUCUAAGAUUAAGUUCGAAAUAUCAAGUUUGAGCGAAUCUGUCGACUCGAAGCCCUUUCUCGACCUUAAAAAGCCGAUCGUGCGCAAUCCGCCUAUUACCAAGGAACACACAAAACCCAAAAUAAAUGUUUUUCAUAAAUACUCCGACACAGACAGUAACUGUUCCGAUGCUGAAAAUGGGGUAUCGGCAUAUUAUGAUGUAGUUGAAACACAAAUCAGUUAUGAAAAUUUGGCAGAUGGUAAAUUCAGCAAUGAUAAAAAAAGCAUAAAUGCCAUUAAUGAAUCAGACAAAAAUGCGACUAAGUCACACUUUUCAAAUUCCCAAUACAUUACCGACAUGUUGUUAUCUUCAAAAACACGUGCUGCAUCUUAUAACUUACAUGAGGGCAACUUUAUGACCAGUAAAAUUACUUCUGAUGGAUUGAUUGUCACAAAAUGCAGUUCGGAUGACGCUCUGGACUCUACUGGCAGUAGUUUCGAUGGCAGCAGCGAUGAAGAAACCUCUUAUAAUAUGAUUCGUAGUGAGUCCGAUUCAGGCAUUGGAAUAAGCAUUGGGAAUGAAUUCAAAAAUGGUGGAACAGAAAAAGAACGGGAACGUCAGCGUUUGGAAAAUAAACUAAGUAUCAGUACGAACAAUUCUGAUUAUGAGGAUAUACAAGUCGCAAACCAAACAUCAGUUGUAUCUAAAGUGGCAGUAGCUCCACGUGCCAAAAAGUCAAUAUUUCCGCCAGAAAAGAGCAGAGAGCUCCACGGUGAACCAGAUGGUAGUGCUGAUCCUGAUGGUAGUCUAGAAAAUAAGGAACAGGCGAACCAUAUUUUACCCGCAUUGCCUAAAUCACCACCGCCAACUAAAAUAAUAGAAGCACGACCUUCGUUUCUGCAUGGUUUACAAAAACAACAUCCACCAAUUGUGUUAAAAAAACCAGAUUUGCCAGCGAAACCUAUUGUUUCUCCUGUAAAUAGUCCAUUAAAAACAUUUGUAACCAAAAGACAGCCCACUUGUGCCGAACAACAGGUUAUUAGUCAGUUACAGCUGGUGAUGUCAAAAUCAAACGAGAACUUAAACGCUGACAUAAUAAAAGAUGACGCUAAGCUUAAAAAAGGUAGAGCGCCAAAUCCGCCGCCUGAGUAUAAAACAAGUGCGCCGCCAACGCCAGAACGCGACUACAGCUUAGUACUUGAAUUUGAAAAUGAAAUGAAAGAAGAUGAAAAGAAAAAACUAAUAUCAAUUUCAGUUGAAGAGCAACCACAGUCGACUGUGCAAACGCAAUCCGAUUUAAAUGCAAAUACAGAAAAGACAAAGCAUGUAAAAACUGAAACGGAUGCUGUGAAAUUGAAAGAACUAAUAACACCAAAUGUGACGGAAAUAAUACCAAAUUGUUCUGCUAAUAUUGCAGAGACUAACUCGGCAAAUUCUUCUUCAAUUUCUUCAAGUCUUUAUACGCGUAAACUGCCAGCAAUAGCUAGCAAUGUGGGAAACAUCACCAAAAAUUCUUCGUCGCCAGUCAUUAGAGAAAAGGAUAAGCGAGAACGAGCUACUGUAAAUCCUAAGUUCCGUAGCUUGAACACAUUUGUUACACAACGGAGCAAUGCAGUUAAAAACUUACAAUAUCAAACUGGUUCCGGCCAUAUGUUGAGCAGCUUUAAGCAGCCAUUGACACCGGAAUUGAUACCAAGAAAUCACAAAAACCUGUCGUUGUCUGAACAAUGCCUAACCGAAUCGGGCAGUCAAUCAACUGUAAUUUCUGUUUCAACAAUGAACUUAACAACAACAGCAGCAAACUUGUCAACUUCAUCAAAUACUACAGCAUCAUCGAACGACAAGAAGGCAGCAUCACCAACACAAAAAGCCAAAACGAAAUUCUCUAUAAAAAAAUUUUUACGCAUGGGCACAAGCAAAACCACAGAUAAUCUGCAUAAGAAAGAAGGCAUUUACUCAGAGAUAUGCACAGGAGAAGACGCAAGCGUCGCUGGUAAGCCGCGCCUAGUAAUCAUACAUCCGAUUGAUAUUAAUCCCACGGCCGUAGAAGUAGUAAAAGAUAUAACCAAAACAAAUGAUGCAGUUGCGACCCAAACUGUUGCAGUACUUACAGCGAAACCACCAGCACCACCCUUGCGUGCAACAGAUGGACAACGCUCACAUGAGAUUAACAAACCGGCUAGACCACCACCACCAAAAAGCGCAGAGUUGCGCCGGAAACAAAAGAUUGGGUUAUGUGCCACGUCGAGCUUAGGAGAAGCAGGCGGUUCGAUUAAAUGCAAGUCCGACAACGUUUAUGCCAAUUUAGGUGAAAUACGUUCGUCGAUUGCACCUCGCAAACCUGAACGUACGGCAAGCAUGCGCGAGCGUGAAGCGCAACUAGAAUUGGCACGUAAACGGCAUGUUGGAGCACGCAAUGAAAAUAUUGAUACUAUCUCCAUUUGCUCGUCAAAUGGUGAUAAUGUAUCAUUGGACCAGGUUUCAACUCAUCAUAAUAGUGCCUUACAUUCUAAAAACUCAACUGGAGGUAUUCCUGGUUCACAGCUUCCCACAACAAAUCGCACAACAGCUAUUUUAACUAAUAAUUCCUUCAAUUCUGUUGUAGACGGUAAGCCACCAAGUGGAAGCCGCACUAGCACUUUUGAGCGCAAGAAGGGUAAUGAUAGCAAAAUGCCAAUAGCAAAUAAAUUAGAAAUAUUUGAAAACCCGACAAACAAUAAUAUUAAUAAAAACGAGCUUGCCAAUUCUAUAGGAAACGCAAACAGUAAUGCAACUGACAACCGACCUACAAGUCUUAAAGAUUCUGUACGUAAAAUCAACAAUACUAUCGAUAGUUAUCUAAAAGACAAACGCGACUACGAAAAUAUGUACGAAUUUGUCAAGGCAUCUGCUUCACCUCCGCCACCACCUGCAAGAUCAGUAGAUCUCACAAAUGGAGGACAACGUAUAUUACCUACUCGGCGCAGCAAUAAUUUGUACUCAGAUACGGCAUCGGUGACUAGCUACACACGUAGUGAAUAUGGAGCUUCUCGUACUUAUGGACUGAAUAAUAGUCUGGCCAAUAUUCCACGCAUUAUUUCUGCUUCGUAUUGUGGUAGCGAAGUCGGCGAAUUUGACAUUUAUGCACCCUAUAGUUACUAUGGCAGCGAGGCAGGUGGCGAUGUAGCCACUGACAUUAAUGAUAGUGUAUGGGGCAUACCAUCGGCUGUCAAAAAUCGUGUAAAGGCAACAAACCGCUUACGUAUGCGAAAGGGACGAAGUGUUGUGCAUAAGACUAUUGAGGAUAACUAUACUGCAGUUGUGGUUGCCAAUCACGAAGCACUGGCGCAGGUUUUAGAUCAGUUGCAACAAACGCCGAUUAUACCACCAGCGCUUCGACCUUUGGCAAAUGCUAUAAACUUACGUUUUGAAGAUUUUACAAUACUAGAAGGUACACAAGCAUUUGUAGUUGGUAAAAAAGCAUUCCAUGCAGCACUUUGGACCACUGCACCAGUGACCCUUGCGCUAUCAGCUGAUUGUAAUCAACUUUCUGGUGUGGGUGGUGAACUUAACCAGUUAUCUGGAGGAAUAUCUGGCGUGCUAAAUCCAAUUACGGAGUUCUGCGAUUUGGUGCCAAGUUAUCAUUUACCACUAAUGCCAACGACGGAAGUAACACUUUUGCAGGCAACAAUUUCAGUACUACCACGACUUCAACUAGAUACACUGUUAUCCAUUGGCGCAAUUUUGAAAGGAAAGUCACAAGUACUAGACAAAAGUAAUUAUAACUUCCGCGGUUCAAUACCGAAUUUGACAGGACUGAAGGAUGGUAGUAGUGCAAGUGCGCUAAGAAAUGUAGUGUCUGUGCAAAAUUUAUGUACACUUAAUGAAGAGUCGUCUGUAGAGAAAAACAUUAAAUCGGAUGAGGAUUCCCACUUAGUUCCGAGCAUGCCAGCGUUUGAUGAUGUGAUGACACGCGAAGUAGCUUUCAUAAUGUUGCAGUUAGUGAAUGGCAUGAAAAACUUACAAGUCAAGGCGAUCGAAGAUAUGCCGUUGAGUUUAUCAAAUGUUGUGCUUUCGAAGGAUAUAGACAACAAAGAUGCACAAGCCAGACUUUGCGUUUUACAAGGUAGCAAUAACGACGAAGAUGAACAGAUGGGCACACUUUGUAAGUGUGCUCAUAUUGCACUCACUGAUUUGUUGCCAGCGACAAAAAUAACGCAAAUUUUAGCUGACAUAUUAUCACAAGAACGGGCUGAAUCACUCUCGAAGUCAAAAUCGGUUUUGGAGUUUGUGUUAUGGGGACCUUCAGACGUCAUUCUUUCCGGCUCAGCAAAAGAACGGGAGCUUGCAUUGCAACACUGGCUGGACUUGGAACGUGCCACAGUUUUGCAUGGUUUAGUACGUACACGGAUAGAGUUGACAGUUUAUGAUGAAUGUCAUCUAAUGUUUUUAGUGCGAUCAACAGCGAAAAUGAUGAAUGACGCUGCUAAAAUCAUUUGCAAUUAUCAAAAUGUAACCCAAGCCACAUCCGUAAAAUCGGAACAGAUUUAAAAUAUUUAUGAUUAUACGAUUGAAAUCAAUUGAUUAUUACAUAUUUGGAAUUUAUUUGUUUUUAUUUUAUUUUCUAUACUUAUUAUAAUUCCAGUUUUAAAACUUAUUAGGUUUUUUUUUAUUAAUCUGUAUAUAUGAUUAAAAAUCAUCGCUUAUAGUGCCAAAUUCGAACAAUUCCCUGAUUUGCUUCCUUGCUUUUAAGUCUAAACUUAUCUUUGUAUAUUAUUGAUGUAAAACAUAUAAUAUAAUUUAAAUGUCUGAAGGAAAUUAUUUUUUUUAUUAAUUUGAGCUAUGCAGCCCUUUUCCAUUACAUUUAGAUAUAAAAUAUAUUUUUGUUAAUGGAAUAGUUAUAAAUUAAUUAAAAUAUUUUUAUAUAUAUUUUAUAUA
This is a messenger RNA of Teleopsis dalmanni, 6207 nucleotides long. RefSeq lists its product as uncharacterized. NCBI's taxonomy places the organism in Eukaryota, Metazoa, Arthropoda, Insecta, Diptera, Diopsidae. The record is from RefSeq and is a predicted model, not a curated record.